Molecule: messenger RNA, 1405 nt
Organism: Leptomonas pyrrhocoris
Lineage: Eukaryota; Euglenozoa; Kinetoplastea; Trypanosomatida; Trypanosomatidae
Product: putative mitochondrial mitogen-activated protein kinase
Exons: 1
Coding region: 563-1405 (280 amino acids)
Biological process (GO): protein phosphorylation
Molecular function (GO): ATP binding; protein kinase activity
Source: RefSeq, a predicted model, not a curated record
GUACGUUGCGGAGUUCGGUAAGGUGAGGCGAGGCUUCAGUAUUGGAAUUUCUGACCACGCUUCUCUCACAGUUGCCCAAGAAGACACAUGAAGGUGGCAUUGCAAAACUCAAGUCUUCGUGCGGUGAUUAACCGUUUCUGGUAGACGCUCGCUGCGGUGCAACGCAAGGCGCGUAGCCGUUGUUCUACUCUCCACCCCUUCUUGCUGUUUCGUUUGUCCGUCUCUUGUGCUCUCUCGCUCUCUCACAUGAGUUGACGUUUCGAGAGGACGCAAACACAUCCACACGCGCUCGACUGCAGGCGGUUUCUUUACCCACGUGCACGGUUGAACUCUCGAAGAUACACAUACGUACAUAUAUAUAUACUAACAGUCAGACUUUGUUUACCAGAUAUUCGCACGUUCGGUGUGCGCGCGUGUGUGUGAGGUUUAUCGUUCUCCUCUUCUAUUUCUUUUCAUUCCUUGAGGUCCUCUUGUCGCUUCCUUCUGUGACUUGCAUCGUGGCAAGGCCGCAAAGACACCUCGGAACACGACGCAACCUACGCACCUACAAAAGCAGCCAAUUAUGGCGGCAAUUUCUACAGAGGAACUGCUCAAGGUGACGCUGGGCAAAAAGCUGGGCGCCGGUAGCUUCGGCUCCGUCUUUGUAGGUGUCCUGCCCAGCGGACGCUUUGUUGCGGUGAAGGUGCUGGAGUUGUCGGACGACGCGCCGUCCAACACGGAGGUGGAAAUCCACCGCAAGCUGGCGCACCCUAACAUUAUCCGCUAUCUGCACAGCCGCAUCGAUGCCGAGAGCACGCCGAAGAAGCUGUACGUCUACUUGGAGUUCGUGACGGGCGGCUCGGUGACGUCGCUGAUGAAGAGUCUCCCGCACGCGUGUUUGCCGUACCCGGUGGUGCGCGUCUACGCCCGCCACAUCUUCCUCGGACUGGAGUAUUUGCAUAGCAACCAGGUGGCGCACCGCGACAUUAAAGGCGACAACAUUCUCAUCUCGAUGGACACCGGCACGGCUAAGCUGGCCGACUUUGACCAGGCAAAAAUCAUGAACACGCACAGCACCCUGCGCAAGGCGGCGACAGCAACGUUGGCGGGCACGCCGUACUGGAUGGCGCCAGAGGUGAUCACUGACGAGGACGGCUACGACCCCUUCAAGGCGGACAUCUGGUCUGCUGGCUGCACCGUGGCAGAGAUGAUCACCGGGCGCACGCCCUGGACGCCGAUGGCAAACGUGAUGCACAUUAUGAAUAAGCUGGCGCUCUCGACUGGGUGGCCCGACGCGGUGCCGAGGGACCCCAACGUUCUCGGGUCGCAGGAUGCGUACAACUUUUUAGACUUGUGCUUUGAGCGCAACGUCUCGAAGCGGCCGCCGGCAGCCACCCUUCUCAAGCAUCCAUUCUUGCAGGUGUAA